CGGUCAAUGUGAUAUGUGUAUCAGGUAAACAUCACUGAGCUCGCCUGUAUGAACUCAGAGCGGGUAAAGUUAACGCGGGCAGAGCAGAAAUGGCCACAGCCAUGUAUUUGGAGCAUUAUCUAGACAGUAUCGAGGGUCUUCCCUUUGAGCUGCAGAGAAACUUCUCACUGAUGACCGAUCUGGACAACAGGACUGAAUUGAAGAAGGUGGAGAUUGAUAACCUAGCUGCUGAAUACACUGCAAAAGUGAAGAACCUGUCCUCUGAGGAGCGAAUGGAACACCUGAAGAGAAUUGAGAACGCCUACGAUCAGUGCAGAGAGUUUAGCGAUGAUAAAGUGCUGCUCGCAAUGCAGAUUUAUGAGAUGGUAGACAAACACAUCCGCCGGCUAGAUGCCGAUCUUGCACGUUUUGAGAGUGAGCUGAAGGAUAAACUGGACUCCAGUGGUCUGGAGAGCUCAGAUGAAAAGAAAAGCAGAAAGGAUAAAAAUGUCAGGGAGAAGAAGAGAUGCAGUGGGCGAGGUCAGAAAACAUCUAAUAACAACUCUCCUAAACACACGGCACAGAAGACCAGCCCUGCCCUGCUAGCUGUGCAGCCUUCAGAUGUUCUGGACAUGCCAGUGGAUCCAAACGAGCCGACAUACUGCCUGUGCAGCCAGGUGUCAUAUGGAGAGAUGAUUGGCUGUGAUAACGCUGAUUGUCCGAUUGAAUGGUUCCACUUUGCCUGUGUGGAUCUGACAACUAAACCAAAGGGAGAAUGGUUCUGUCCGCGGUGCGUUCUGGACAUGAGGAAGAAGUAAAGCUGCUCCAGUUUGAGCUGACACAGCUAUGAGUUCACACUGUAAUGUGUGAUGUCACCAAAGACGUAUUUAUACUGAAUCAGACUGUACUAAAGAACAGCCUCCAGCACUGCUGCCGCCAUAUGGAGAAGCUGUUUCUCUAAUGCUUAUUUUAUUAAUAAAGUUUUGAUUAAAUGA
This is a messenger RNA of Astyanax mexicanus (Mexican tetra), 974 nucleotides long. RefSeq names its product inhibitor of growth family, member 5b (gene ing5b). Gene Ontology annotation, biological process: positive regulation of apoptotic signaling pathway; positive regulation of DNA-templated transcription. Gene Ontology annotation, molecular function: chromatin binding. Gene Ontology annotation, cellular component: nucleus. The record is from RefSeq and is a predicted model, not a curated record. NCBI's taxonomy places the organism in Eukaryota, Metazoa, Chordata, Actinopteri, Characiformes, Acestrorhamphidae. Bases 90 to 797 code for a protein of 235 amino acids. The transcript is spliced from 8 exons.